Messenger RNA from Durusdinium trenchii, 972 nucleotides. The record is from the annotation of a GenBank genome assembly. NCBI's taxonomy places the organism in Eukaryota, Dinophyceae, Suessiales, Symbiodiniaceae.
AUGGACGUCUACGGCUUGGAGUCAACGCUGCAGAUGGAGGGCGAGGACGUGGAGGUCCACUGCCUCAGCACCGAGCCCACCUUCUUUGGCAACUAUGCCCCGCCCGACGACUUGGACGGCCAGAUCAUCGACCUGGUGGCCACUCGCUUUCCCAGCUCAGCGAAGCUGCAGCUGCGGCCCAAGGGACUCACCUUCGCCCGGGACUUGGCGCGACACUCGGAGGUGAGAGCCUGGCAAGCACAGAUGGGUGACGCUUGCACAGUCAAGUCUUUGGGUAUUGUCCCGGAGGAGAUCGCGAAUCUGAACUACACCCCAGGCGUGGCGGUGAACUUGGAGCUCCCAGAGGGCGGUCUCUUGCAGAAGAGCCCACAGCAGAAGGUGGUCCUCUCCGACCACUUGCCCAUUGCUUUCACAGUGCAGUGGGAAAGUGAGCAAUCGGAGAGACACGAGCUCUACUGCACGUCAAUGAAUAUGCUCGCUCAGAGCUACUUAGACUUCAACUUCUGGUGCCUUGGCAGGGAGUACCCUGAAGAUGCUUGCCAGGACUUGUGGCUUUUUGCCUCCCGGCUCCGGGCCACGGCUGACAGGAAGACCAAGUGGCUUCCACCGGAGUAUAGCACCCUGGGCCGAAGCCCGGGGUUGUCCGACAACGACUUGGCGGCUGCAAAGGACAGCCCGCUGGUCAAUUGGGAGCGGGUGAACCGCUGGCUCUGGCGCUGGAUCUUCCGCGUACAGAGAGAAGCCUCGAAAGCACAAGUGGCAGGCAACGUCAUGGCUCCAGACGCAGUCCGCCAGGGUGUUUUUGUUCAGCUGCUGAUGUCCUUGGAGGAGUCAGAGCGUCCAGACUUGCUCUUGCUGCAGGAGUUCGGCUUAGCUGAACUUUGCACCGAAGACCUCCAACAUUUGACGGAGCGCUUGUUUGAGCAACGGCCUAUGCUAAGACCACUUUUGCAAUGCCACUUGGGUGUUUGA